Messenger RNA from Trypanosoma cruzi, 282 nucleotides. Its product is annotated as acyl-CoA binding protein, putative. Gene Ontology annotation, biological process: fatty acid metabolic process. The record is from RefSeq and is a predicted model, not a curated record. Lineage: Eukaryota; Euglenozoa; Kinetoplastea; Trypanosomatida; Trypanosomatidae. The coding region runs from base 1 to 282 and encodes 93 amino acids. Gene Ontology annotation, molecular function: fatty-acyl-CoA binding. The transcript has a single exon.
AUGCCUAGGGACUCUCUUGAAGAAAAGUUUCAACGGCUGGCGGGAAUUGUUGGAAAGAAAGCAACGCGACCGCACAUGUCUCUUUCUAAAAAGCUUGAGUUGUACGGGCUAUGGAAUCAGGUCAUGCAUGGUCCAAAUAAACGACCUCAACCUUCUCGCAUGAAUCCGGUUGCUUAUGCUAAGUGGAAAGCCUACAAGAACUAUGAGCACCUGAGCAAGGAAGAGGCCAUGAAGAAGUUUAACGAGAUUGCGGAGAAGGCGAUGGCUUCUUCAAAGCUUUAA